Molecule: messenger RNA, 4608 nt
Organism: Ctenopharyngodon idella (grass carp)
Lineage: Eukaryota; Metazoa; Chordata; Actinopteri; Cypriniformes; Xenocyprididae
Gene: crhr2
Product: corticotropin-releasing factor receptor 2
Exons: 12
Coding region: 170-1414 (414 amino acids)
Biological process (GO): adenylate cyclase-modulating G protein-coupled receptor signaling pathway; long-term synaptic potentiation; cell surface receptor signaling pathway
Cellular component (GO): axon terminus; dendrite; plasma membrane
Molecular function (GO): corticotropin-releasing hormone receptor activity; peptide hormone binding; G protein-coupled peptide receptor activity
Source: RefSeq, a predicted model, not a curated record
AGGACGCGCGCACAAAACAAUCCCCAGAUUAGCUUGAAUCGCGCUGUGACACGCGCUCAAGGAGCAUUUGUCAUCAGUGAAAAAGACGAAACUGUGUCAAGUUUGGCUGGCAGGCAGACUCGUUGCUUCUACUGAAACCUUAUUUGUGCUUGACUUAACGCUUUUAAUCAUGGAUGCGUCCCUCUUUCACUUCUUCAUAGAGGAAUUCGGCGACUCCAACUGUACUCUUAUGGGUGCUUUUCAGCACACUUUAUACGAGAAUUCGUCUUUCGCGUCGAUGAGCGUCGAUGGUAUCUAUUGUAACUCUACCACGGAUGAAAUUGGAACUUGCUGGCCAAGAAGCAACUCUGGACGAAUAAUUGAGCGACCGUGUCCGGAGUACAUUAACGGCGUCAAAUACAACACCACUAGAAUUGCUUACAGAGAGUGCUUGGACAAUGGUACAUGGGCACUGAAAAGUAACUACUCCAACUGUGAGCCCAUUUUAGAGGAAAAGAGGAAGUACCCCAUGCACUACAAGAUAGCCCUCAUCAUAAACUACUUUGGUCACUGUAUAUCUGUUGGAGCUCUCGUUAUUGCCUUCAUUCUCUUUCUGUGCUUGAGGAGCAUCCGAUGCCUUCGCAACAUAAUCCACUGGAACUUAAUUACGACUUUCAUUCUGAGGAAUGUAAUGUGGUUUUUGCUUCAACUGAUUGAUCAAAACAUUUAUGAGACAAAUGAGCCCUGGUGCCGCCUUAUAACAACAAUCUAUAAUUACUUUGUGGUGACCAAUUUUUUCUGGAUGUUUGUGGAGGGCUGCUAUCUUCACACGGCUAUUGUGAUGACAUAUUCCACAGACAAGCUUCGUAAAUGGGUCUUCCUCUUCAUUGGAUGGUGUAUACCAUGUCCGAUAAUUAUAGUGUGGGCCAUUGGAAAACUUUACAAUGAAAACGAACAAUGCUGGUUUGGGAAGGAACCUGGGAAGUACAUAGACUACAUUUAUCAGGGGCCCGUGAUUCUAGUUCUUCUUAUCAAUUUUGUGUUCCUUUUCAACAUUGUGCGCAUUUUAAUGACAAAGCUGAGGGCAUCGACCACAUCUGAAACUAUACAAUACAGGAAAGCUGUGAAAGCCACUCUAGUGCUUCUGCCUUUACUCGGUAUCACAUAUAUGCUGUUCUUUGUGAACCCAGGGGAGGAUGACAUAUCUCAAAUUGUAUUUAUCUAUUUCAACUCAUUUCUUCAGUCCUUUCAGGGAUUCUUUGUGUCAGUAUUUUACUGCUUUCUUAAUGGGGAGGUACGUUCUGCAGCCAGAAAACGUUGGCAUCGAUGGCAGGAUAAUCACGCACUGCGAGUCAGAGUGGCGAGGGCCAUGUCCAUCCCCACCUCCCCCACCCGCAUCAGCUUUCACAGCAUCAAGCAGACCACGGCUGUCUGACCUUCUCAGAAUUGCUUUUUCUCAUUAGUAAUUCAGCCACACAGAUGGACUGCAAGUGGCAUGAGAGACCAAUUGAUUGUUUGCCUUUCUGAUGGUCAUGGGUGUAUCAUCCAAUAACCAGUGAAUUUAAUUUAUAUGUCUGUGUAAUUUUGACAAUCUGCCCUGAAUUAACAGGUUUUUAACAGUAUCUUCACUUACUAGUUUGCAAACAUCCAGAACACUGUAGCAUCUGUUUCAUCUAUCUAUCUAUCUAUCUAUCUAUCUAUCUAUCUAUCUAAAUUAUAAUUGGUAGCCGACUAUGAGUUAGUAAUGAACUCAAUAAUAAUUUCAGGUUAUUUUUAGGGAAGAGAACAGUGAGGGACCAGCACAUAGCACACAGAUCAGACGAAUCAAUUUAUUACAAAACACUUGUGCAUCAGAAUCACUUUCGGUACCAGAGUCUCCAGAUCUCCACAAAAGCAGCAGAUAUGGUUGUACUGCAAAAUAGGAAAACAACUGCCAAUACUCAGUAAUAUAAGUUCCAUUUCUAUUUGUUUUUCACCAAACUAUAUCAUGUGCAUUUAGAAAAGUUUAAAUAUAUGGCAAAAAUCACAAAGGGACAUUCUGUGAUACUUUUGCACCUCUUCUUAGAGCUUGAAGGACUUCACUGCCAUUAUCUGGACGAGUGCAAGCAGGACAUUUAUUAUUUUCCAGAAAAAAAUUUGUUCCUCACUACAAAAAUAAAACUGGCAAGCCAUUGUUCUGUGGCCCCAAGGAUGGCUGCCAAGGACGGAAAGCAAGCCACAAGAUUGCUUUCCGUAACCACAGUAAACCUUGAUCCAGACAGGUUAUCUUUUUUUUCAACAACUCUAAUACAAAGGAACUGUAAUAUUCAUGGUUUCACUCCACAGUGUGGAGACAUAAGCAUAAGCAAUUGCACACUCUUGUCCAUCCUGGACACCUAACCCCCGAUGACUGAUAUAUCUGUAUGCAAUUCAACAGGCAAGGAAAAAUCAGCAUAUGACACUAUAGGGGCUUGAGUAAGAUUUUGGAUUUUCAAAAGCACCACAUUUGACAUGCAACAGUUCACUUGAAUCAAUGUCCACCAAACUUCAUGUCCUACCAAAAGAGCAUUCAAUGGUUGGGCUAUUUUGUCAAAGUGGAAAUAAAACGCCUAUAAUAGCCUGCAAGGACCAAAAAGGCCCUCACCUCUAGACUGUAGUUGGGGUAGGCCAUCCUGAACAUCUCUAGCAUGGAUCCUACCUCAUUACAACCAACAUUGCCCUCAUUCUCAGCAAAGAAUAUCCCUUUAAAAGUGCUUUGAGAUCUCGGAGCUACUGUACAGUCAGAUCUGGUCUUUGGACUGAUGCGAUCCAUAGUCAGCAUGAGGACGGCACAUCUAUAAAUAUCAGGACUGUUGACUUUGUGCAGUUUCUGAUACAGUGAGAAGAAUAAGUUUGUGAACCUUUUGAAUACUAAUUGAUUACUCAUAAAAUGUGGUAUGAUCUUAAUGAACUUACAAUUAUAGACAAACACAGUUUGACAUAACUAAUAGAGAAAUUUAUACAGGUUUGGAGCAACUGAGGGGUGAGUAAAUGAUGCCAAAAUUUUCAUUUUUUGGUGAACUAUCCCUUUAAUGAAAUUGGAUACACACAACAUUCUGAGGACAUAUGCCAAGUUGUAUCAAAUUCUGGCCAUAGGGGGCGCUACAACAACAAAAAAAAUGCGUAAAAUGCAUAAAAAUUAAAGUAAAUUCGCAGCCAUAUCACCAAUCAAGUGAAAAUUGUACAUUUUAAUUUUCAUCUUCUUGGUGUCAAAUACAAAAAUAUUCUUUGAAUAUCACACAGACAAUUUAACAAACAUGGCUACCAACAGCCAAUCAAAUUUCAGCAGCUAAUAACGUCAAAUCAGAAUGGUCAACCAUUAUGAAAAGUGACAUAUUUGUACAGUGCACAGUGGCAAAACGAAGCUGUGUACGAAAUCUUGUGAGAAUUUGCAAUAAUAAUAAGCAAUGUUUUUGCUCAUAACUCUCUAUCCAUGCAUGCUAGCUUUAAAGUUAUUUCAUCUGGAUAUUUGUCAAGCCCUAAAAAUGUGUUUUCUAUAAAGUUUAUCCACCAUUCUAACUCUUUAAAAAACUAACAAAAAACUUCUUCUAGGCCAUUCAUGAGAAAACAAAACUUGUACACAUCAGCUCAUCAUGCAAUUUCUAAAAUAUCAGCCUUUUUUUUUUUUUUUUUAUGGAAUUGUUAGAAGGAGAUACUAAUGUCCUUAUUUCAAAGUAUUUUGAAUUUCAUUAUAGUUUUAGUCUUAUAAAGUUUAAUUCCAUUUGCAAAGAAAUCUGUAAUCUCCAAAAUACCUAGAUUUACAUACCAAAUAUCUACAUUUCUAUGUACCCAAAUCUGUUAUUGAAAAUAUAUUUGUCAAGUUGCAAAACACACAGUAACUGAAUGUUUUGCUGUUCAGUUAAAAUGAAGAGACCUUGUUGUCUCUUCUAAUAUAAUACAAAAAAAAAACAGAAAAACUUCUGUAAAGAGACAUUUCUUGAUCAUAUAGUGACAUGCAUGGCCAUUGUAUCAUAUCGUCAUAUCGUCUACAUGAGGCGUUGAGGCUACACUGUGUGUGUGUGUGUGUGUGUGUGUGUGUGUGUGUCCUCCAAACAUGUAAAUAGUUUUAUACUAUAUGCGGAAAGUAUGCUUUUCACAUUAACUGAUUAAUCACACUCUGUUUGAAACAACUUAGAAAUGUGUUAUUAAUAUGAUUUAAAUUAUAGUGUAUUUACAAUUCAUUUUUAAGAUUGUACAUUGAUACGUGAUUUUGAUACCUUUGAAUAAAAAGGAGUAAACUUUUACUUUUACAACUAGUUGGGCAGAUGAAUUAUGUGAAUUAUGUAGAUAAUAGAGGGUGAACUUUUCUGCUCGUAAUUAAUGUUGCAUUUUGCCAAAGACAAGAAUAUUUAAUGUUCAUUUUGCUUUUUGUAUUUCAGAUUUUUUAUUCUAGGUUUUCUGCUUGUUUGUGUGAUUAAUUGUCUGUCAUGAUACUUUGCAUAUAAUUUAUGUUCUGUAAUUUAAUGAAAAAAGACCAAAAGCCUUAAAAUUGUGGAGAUGUAAACAAUAUACAUAGUGUUACAGCUCUGUUUGAAUAUAAAACAUUGUGAACACUCAGAAACAGCCUCUCUACAUUCAUGUAGUCAGUAGUUCCUCUUUACAUCACACUGA